Pneumocystis carinii B80 is the source of this 2975-nucleotide messenger RNA. RefSeq names its product alanine-tRNA ligase. The coding region runs from base 47 to 2929 and encodes 960 amino acids. The transcript has 12 exons. Gene Ontology annotation, biological process: tRNA modification; alanyl-tRNA aminoacylation. Gene Ontology annotation, molecular function: aminoacyl-tRNA deacylase activity; nucleic acid binding; ATP binding. Lineage: Eukaryota; Fungi; Ascomycota; Pneumocystomycetes; Pneumocystales; Pneumocystaceae. The record is from RefSeq and is a predicted model, not a curated record. Gene Ontology annotation, cellular component: mitochondrion; cytoplasm.
GCGGGGACCUUUAAGAGAUAGAGGGUUAAAGAUAUACAAGAAAAAGAUGGAUACAUGUAUAAAAUGGCCGAGCAAGAAGAUUCGUGGGACAUUUAUUUCAUAUUUUGAAGAAAGAGGCCAUACAUUUGUUCCAAGUUCAUCAGUAGUUCCAUAUAAUGAUCCUACGCUUCUUUUUACUAAUGCGGGGAUGAAUCAGUAUAAAUCUAUUUUUCUAGGCACGGUGGAUUUAUAUAGUCCUCUUGGAAAGUUAAGAAGAGCGGUUAAUUCUCAAAAGGUUAUUAGAGCAGGAGGGAAACAUAAUGAUCUUGAAGAUGUUGGAAAAGAUAGUUAUCAUCAUACAUUUUUUGAGAUGCUGGGAAAUUGGUCUUUUGGUGAUUAUUUUAAAAAAGAGGCGAUUUCAUAUUCAUGGGAUUUAUUAACAAGGGUAUAUGGAUUACCUAUUGAUCAAUUAUAUGUUACAUAUUUUGAGGGGGAUGAGGAAAAUGGGAUACUUCCUGAUAUAGAAACAAGAGACCUGUGGAUAUCUAUAGGUGUUAAUGAAAAUCAUGUUAUACCUGGCUCAAAGAAGGAUAAUUUUUGGGAAAUGGGUGAUACAGGACCAUGUGGACCAUGUACAGAAAUUCAUUAUGAUAGAAUUGGGAAAAGAAAUGCAGCUAGUCUUGUUAAUAAAGAUGAUUUUAAUGUAAUAGAGAUAUGGAAUAAUGUUUUUAUUCAGUAUAAUCGUGAAAAAGAUGGAAAAUUAAGCCCAUUACCUAGUAAACAUGUAGAUACGGGUAUGGGCUUUGAACGACUUGUAUCAAUUCUUCAAAAUAAGUCAUCAAAUUAUGAUACUGAUAUAUUUUCUCCUUUGCUUCAAAGAGUACAUGAAAUUACUGGAGUAAGACCUUAUCAGGGAAAAUUUGGAGCGGAAGAUAUUGAUGGUAUUGAUACAGCAUAUCGUGUUAUUGUAGAUCAUGUAAGGACUUUGACAUUUUCUAUAUCUGAUGGAUGUGUUCCAAGUAAUGAUGGAAGGGGCUAUGUUAUAAGAAGGAUUUUAAGGCGUGGUGCUAGAUAUGUUUGGAAAAAAUUUAAUUAUCCUAUUGGAGAUUUUUUUUCUUCACUUGCUCCUACAUUAAUCACUCAAAUGGUAGAUGCAUUUCCUGAGUUGGAAAAAGCCCGUGAUACAUUAAAAAAUAUUUUGGAUGCAGAAGAAAUGUCUUUUUCAAAAACUCUUGAACGAGGAGAAAAAAUACUAGAUAAAUAUCUUCAGAAUACUAUGGAAAAGGGCGUGAAAGUUUUAUCUGGAACAGAUGUUUGGAGUUUAUAUGAAACAUAUGGCUUUCCUGUUGAUUUAAUAAAUUUAAUAGCAGAAGAAAGAGGCAUGGAAAUUGAUCAAAAAGGUUUUAAAGAUGCAGAAACUAGAUCGAAAGAAAUUAGUCGAAAAUCUUAUAAUAACAAUCUUCAAAAAUUGAAAACUUUAGAGAUGACUCUUGAUAAUUUUACUAAACUUCGAAAUAUGAACAUUAUGUAUACUGACGAUUCUUAUAAAUAUAAUUAUGGGACUAUUGAUUCGAAUAUUAAAGCUAUUUUUUAUGAUAAAUUAUUUAAGAAUUCUACAAAAGAUAUUAAACAAGGAGAACGAAUGAUCAUUAUUUUAGAUAAAACUAAUUUUUAUGGUGAAGAAGGGGGUCAAGAAGGUGAUAUCGGUAAAUUAAUUCUUGAAGGAAAAGCAGAAUUUUUCGUUGAAGAUACUCAAUUAAAUGCUGGAUAUGUUUUACAUAUAGGAUAUAUGAAUUAUGGUGAUUUUGAAUUAGGAGAUAAAAUAAUUUGUGAAUAUGAAGAUCUUGAAAGAAGAAAAUUUCUAAGAAACAAUCAUAGUGCAACUCAUAUACUUAAUUUUUCUUUAAAAAAAAUUCUGGGGGAUACUGUUUAUCAAAAGGGAUCUUUAGUUGCAGCAGAAAAAUUGCGAUUUGAUUUUUCAUAUAAUUCUAAAAUCUCUAUGUCUGAUUUAGAAAAAAUUGAAGAUAUGUGUAAUAGCUUUAUAUUAGGGGAUUAUUCACUUUAUUACAAAGAAAUUGAUCUUAAUUUAGCUAAAAAAAUACAAGGAAUCCGUACUUUGUCUGGAGAAGCAUAUCCUGAUCCUGUUCGUGUUGUAUCUAUUGGUGUAGAUUUAAAUGAAGUUAUGAAAUCACCUAUUUUGCCAAAGUGGAUGGAUUAUAGUAUUGAACUUUGUGGCGGUACUCAUGUAAAUAAAACAUCAGAUAUUAAAAAUUUUGUCAUUGUUGAUGAAAGUGGUAUUUCAAAAGGAAUUAGAAGAAUUGUUGCUUUAACAAGCCAUCAGGCAGAUUUGGCAUUAAGACUUGCAGACGAAUUCUCAGAAAGGUUAACUUUUUUAGAAUCAUUGCCUUUUUGUUUUGAAAAAAUACAACGUUCUAAGUCUAUGGCAGCAGAAUUAGAUUCUAUUGUAAUAUCUGCGAUACAAAAGUUUAAAUUUCGUGAAGCUUUAUUAAAAAUUCAAAAGGAUAUUCUAGAAUCUGAAAAAAUCAAAAAGAAAGAAGAUGAAAAAAAAGUAAUUAAUCUUAUAAAAACAUAUUUUUCAGAAAAUCCUGAUAAAUCAUAUUUUAUCAUUAAUAUUCCUGAUAUAUCUGCAAACAUGAAAGUUUUAUCAAAUGCUAUUAAUUAUAUUAAAGCAAAUGAAAAAGAUAAAAGCGUUUAUUUAUUUGCAGUAGAUCAAAGUCAAACAGGAAAUGUUGCUCACAUGUGUUAUGUUUCAAAGUCUGCUCAUGCAAAUGCUAAUGGUCAAGAAUGGGCUAAUAUAGUUAGUACAAUACUUGGUGGUAAAAGUGGUGGUAAAGAAGAUAGUGCACAAGGAAUAGGAACUAAUAUUGAAAAAAUCGAUGAUGCUAUAGCGGCAGCUGCUACUUACAUUAAUGAAAGGCUACAUAUUUAAAAAUGUAUUCAUCUUUUCUAAUAACACGAUUGUAUUGUUUUAAGAG